GAUAUAUUACCUAUCACAAGUGCGUUGUUUACGAGGUUGAUGUAUCUUGCAUUUUUAUGAUGAUGGUUUACAACCUCACUGCCAUCAUGGAACUAUAAAUGGGCAUGUUCCUCUCUCAUUCAACAUGCUCUCGGUUCACAACACACAUUAGCACCAAGAAAGCAUACAUACAUACACCCGUCAAGAGUUAACAACCCCAAAACCAUUCAACUCAAUUCCACCAACCAUGACCCCUCGCAAACAGAACACUCGCAACACUGGAAAAGCCGGACCAGGAAGACCCAAAAAGACUACCACGAACGCUGAUAACUUCCAAGUUCCCAGCCAAUGCAUGAAAAGCACUUUCUGCUCGCCCCCAACCCCAGCCCCAGCACCAACCCACCCCUUUGCUCGCAACGAACUCCUCAAGAGCCUCCUCCCCCGCGCCGGCUACGACUACUCCAUGUUCCACCUCGUCCACCCCGAUGGCAUCAACCACGAGAACUACCUCGCCAUUGACCCCGAGCACGCCGACUGGCUGAUCACCGCUCUGUUCCAAAACAGCGGCGGCAUGAACCCCUACGCCUACGGCUACGACCACCAAAACCAAGUUGGUAACCGUACCGAGUCUCCCCUUCCUUCCCGUAGCCACUUGAACCUCGUCGUCGAAAGCGGUCUGACGACCCUCUUCAACGCGCUCCACGACACUGCCAGUGAGUUGGACCUCGCCGAGAUGCAGCUCGUCGGUAACGACACCGACAAAGCCGGUGCCGGAUACCUUAGCCCGUUUUGGGAGCAGGUAGUUACCGACCCCAAGUACUCGGGGGCUUGGUUCCACAUCGACGUCCCUCAGGGGCAGCAGGUGGGACAGGAGGGGCAGGACAAGUCCACCAUCGUCGGUGGCCCCAAAUGGAAAGUGCCCAAAAGCUGGACCGGGUACCUUCGCACCAACCCGCCCAUGACCCGAGCCCGAGGCCGUGAAGCCACGGUCCCCUAUCUCUGCUCCAUGUCUCGACCCAAUCCCGAACAAGUGCACUACUUCCCCUCCGGGGCUCCUCCGGGUCCCGGAUACAAGCCCCUCGCGACCAUGAACACCAUUCCAAGCCUCUCAUCCCCAUCCACCAGUGAAGCUCUCCGUAAAGCUUGCUUAGCCCUACACUCUCUCACGGCGCUCAUUCUCGACGCGCGCGAAUACGUCAUCGAGCGUCCCGGGCGCUUCCCCUCCCGUAACCUUCCGUCCAGUGAUCCGCUCGUCUUGGCUAUUGACCAGUUCCGGAACUACCUUGAAUCUGUCCCCGGUCUACAAUUCGAGGAAUCCAUCCAGCAGGCCUUUUAUUCCUACCAUGCCACCGUGUUCCGGUUGGAGCUUCCCGUAGCGGCCGGACUGUUUGGCGGUAAUGGGACCACCAUGUUCCAGUUCAAGCCGGCCCAUGUGUCGAGGGACACGGGCAAGGUCGUGGAUGAAUCGGUCAUGGUGGCCAGUGUGAGCUCGGCAGGGUCGUCGGAUGUGGAGGAGGACGAGGACGAGGAGGAUGAAAACUUGUCAUCGGAUACGGAAUCCGAUUACGCUUGUAGUAGUUAUGCUGGGUCUGGUUCGGCCAAGAAGUUUAGAAGAUGACCAUGAAGGCGUCGCGUAUGAGUGGGAGGAGUGGUAAUCGGGCAGCUGUUAUGUUUUGUACUGACCGACAAGCCUUCCGGGUAGUUGGGUGUUAGUUUGGAAUAGAGCUGCUUUCAGUACGAUAAUUCGAAUGGUUUGAGUGAAUCUUGUGAUCAUGUGAUACGUUAACGCGCAGAACCACAAAAGAAAGAUUGAAACA
This is a messenger RNA of Neurospora tetraspora, 1796 nucleotides long. RefSeq lists its product as uncharacterized. The record is from RefSeq and is a predicted model, not a curated record. The transcript has a single exon. NCBI's taxonomy places the organism in Eukaryota, Fungi, Ascomycota, Sordariomycetes, Sordariales, Sordariaceae. Bases 227 to 1597 code for a protein of 456 amino acids.